Molecule: messenger RNA, 5440 nt
Organism: Neolamprologus brichardi
Lineage: Eukaryota; Metazoa; Chordata; Actinopteri; Cichliformes; Cichlidae
Gene: rccd1
Product: RCC1 domain containing 1
Source: RefSeq, a predicted model, not a curated record
CUCUCGCCGCUUGUGCUCCUGCUGUAUUAAAAAAAAAUAAGCGCAACCGUAGGUUAGUUUUGCGGACAGCUUCUGUUGAGCUGCUCGGUGUUCAGAUGCGCUGGUUUGGCUUCGGCUUCAACGCCUUUGGACAGAUAUGUGUCCAGGAAAAGUCAGGCAGAGGAGAAAGUAGCAGCGCGCCCCACCAAGUCAAAGUAAGUCACCCAGCAGAGCUCAGCAGUCACGUGGAUAGAAGUGGAUGCUGCUUGAAGACAAGUCAGAUCAGAGUGAGCUGGAGUCGAAGAGCAUCUUUACAUUUAGAGGGAGACAGCUGCCUGAGCUUGGCAGGUUUUGGGGAAUCGGUCUCCAGCGAGGACUGUGGUAUUUCUAAAAUAGAGAGCCAUGGUUGUAAAGAUGUAUUCAUCAGUGAAUCGCACUUGACCCUGGCCUUCCCAGACAGGAUUGAGACCUGGGAUCUGCAGAAGAGGGAGAAGAGUCCAUCAUGGAGCAUUGAUAUAAAAACCGACGCAGAGGGCUCUGAUGUGAAUUUGCCAUUGGUCCCUGGGGGCUACAUUGCCUUAAAGCCUCCCUUCUACUGCACCUUACCAGGACACCUGACAGCCAGGAGCCUAGCACUGGGUGCAGAGCAUGCCGUUCUUCUUACUGCCACUGGAGCAGUGUACAGCUGGGGACUGGGCAGCCAUGGUCAGCUGGGGCAUGGCGUGCUCACCUCUGAGGAGGAGCCCAGAGUAGUGGAGGCACUCUGGGGGAUGCCCAUGACCCGUGUGGCUACAGGAGGCUGGCACUCAGCUUGCAUUAGUGAUGGGGGUGACCUUUAUGUGUGGGGCUGGAAUGAGAGCGGCCAGCUUGGACUUCCUUCUCGAGGUCUGAGGAAAUCUCAGCAGAAAACUAGUCAACAAACAGGAGAAUUAUGCUGUGAUACCAGCGCACCACCAGAUGAAAAGCUAAAGGAGGAAGAGGAGCAUGAAGAUGUGUUCAUAUCAAUCCAGGCGUUCCCCGCUCUGCUGGAUGUCUCUUCAUCAUGUGAAAUCGGAGCAGUAAGCUGUGGUUCCCGCCACACAGCUGCAGUAACAACCACUGGUGACCUCUACACUUGGGGAUGGGGGGAAUACGGCCAGCUUGGACACCAAACAGUAACUAGUUCGGAUGAGCCGCAGCGUGUGGAGUUUUUCAGGGCUGAGCAGAUGUGUGUUCUUGAUGUGGUGUGCGGGACAUGGAACACAUUUGCUGCUGCUGUAAAGGAGGAAGUAGCUUGUGCUGAAAAUAGCACAAAAUGCACUUGUUAAGCACAGUGAACUUUGGACAACAGUGGUAAAUUUCUCCUACAAACACAAAGAAUUAACUAAAUUUCUUUGUUCAUUUUUUUCUCUAUAAAAAAACUCAACUCAAUACUUUUUGGUGAAACUUUUAUUUUUUCUUCAAACAGAUGUUUAAAAAGGGUUUAUAUUUGACAAAUGACAUAAAACAGUUAAGGCAGCAAAAUCCACAGGUAAAUAUAAUUUAAGGCAAGUAAUUAAAAUUGUUCUGAUUUAAAAUUAUACACUAAAAUUAAAAAGGUGCAUGCAUCUCCAAGGUUCACUGGAAGUCUUCAGAGCACAAUCUUGAAGGAACUGUGCAUAAAUCAAAUGAGAAUCAAUUGGACACUUAUAAAUGCAAAUAAUUAUUGGUGUUUGGAGCUGCUGGAUUUCUAGUUACCUGACGAAAUCUGGUGACCUUGAAAUGACGUGCUGAAACUCUGAGAGGUUCACAGUUCCGUCCUUGUCGAUGUCUGACUCUUCAAGAAUCUAAACAACACGCAGACACGGAAAAGAAACACAUUGUUAGGCUUACUGACACAUCAAUAUACCACCCCCACAUGCAGUUUAUAACCACCCCUUACAACUUUAAAGACAAACUCAGUAAUCUCACGUUGCUGAUGAGCUGCUUCAUUUCCGUGGAGGAAAGUUUUGCAUCGUUUGUCUCCCCAGUUAAGCAGUUAACCAGCUUCUCCAGAUCAGCACAGUCAAGGGUUCCAUCAUCAUCAAAGUCUGAAAGCAGCAGACUGGUUAGCAUUACGUAGACUGACAUAUUUGCGUGCAAAAAUAACUAUAUCACUUUUUAUCAACUUUAUUUUUUUACCAAAUAUGCGGAAUGCAUAGUGGGAUUUGAUUUCCAGAGUAGCAGAGUCGCUGAAGGCACUCAGAAGAUCCAGGAAGUCCUCAAAAGUGAGGCUUCCAUCUUUUUGUUCAGAGGUUGAGAACACCUGGCAGAUUCUUUCCUUGAAAGGGUUGGACUGUAACGGGAAUGAGUACAAAGGUCAGAACAGAUUACCAGCCCCUGAAGCACUUCCUUCAGAGCAUGAAUUACAAUAUAAUCCCAUAAACAUAGAAAUCAAGCAUUAACGCAAAAAACAAAACAUAAAAACAAUGUAAUGCAUAUGUUUUGUUAAAAUCUUUUCACCUUGAGCUCAGGCAGAGUAGUAAUCCUGCCCAUUGGUGCUCUGGCAUCUAUUUGUUGUUUUUCAUGUUUCUCAAGCAGCUCUGUGAAUCUCUUGUGAGCACUGCAAAAAAGAGGAAAAUAUAUCACACAUUACAACAACCAGCAGAAGACAAAAUGUUUUUGUUAGUAUGAUGACUUGCAGCUUGUCACUUACAGAAGAAUUUCUUGUUUUGUCAGGAAGGUCAGCUCCUAAAAAUAUAUGUAAGGAUUAGUCCUUUAAGAAGUUGAAGAGCUUCUUGUUCAAAUAAACAGGCAUCUUCUUAAUUUAACAAGAAAAAUAAAAGCAUAUAAAAAGUGAAACAUCAAACAAUAAUAAUUAGUUUUCAAACUGAGCUUUAAAUGAACAACAAAACAAACACAAGACAGCCCGGACCCACUCAGUGCGUACCUGAUUUUAAUUACUGAAGUUGUUCAAACAAGAGAUAAAAGGAUGACACAUAUAUUUAUGAAUACAUUUUCUCUGAGUUUAGUAACCCUCAGUUUAACAAUAAGCGCUUCUUUCGUCUUCCAAAACAAAGUAAAUGUAAGCAUUAGUGCAAAGACAACAAUCACUUAUUAACAUAAAUGUGUAACUUUUACCCCCAAACGGAUGUUUUUAAAGAGUCUGAGCAACCGUAUUGGUUGUUAUUAGGCUAGUGACCGUAACUUGUUUUUAAUAGUAUUUCCACAGACGUUACAUAUAAUCAAUACGAAUUACAUCAACUACAAAUGUAAAUAAUACUGGUUAUUUGAGCACCAGGACGCUUAUCAUUUUAUUUCUCCUUUGAAACAUCAGGCUAAUAUAGCUAUUACGCUCUUCCUUUAACGUUAUUACAGGGCGUAAAAACCACUUCCACUCGUCCAUUAAGAAAAUAGGUAAAGUUUGCCUGUGGAGACUUUGCUUUCGGGACUUACCUGAUAUUCUGAGAGCGACUCUUUCGAAAGUUGACUCGCCGUAGUUCCCAUGUCGAAGUUUUCAACUCCAAAUUGUACUUUGCCGUAGUUAACAGUAACCCGCAAAACUACUGAACGGCUAAUGUUUUCUGCUUCGCUUACUUCCGGUUUCUGACUAGAAGCGUCCUCCCCUUGUAGGGUGUAGCGUAGCGGUUUCUAUAGUGACGUAUAUGCAAAACCUUAAAAAAAAGUGGCCUUUUUUUUUCUUUGGAAAGUUUAAAAAAAGGAAAAACUCAGUUUGGUUCCUGUUCACAAUUUUGUCAUCAUUACUUGAUUUUCGUUGAGAUAACAAAAUAAAAGAUGAGACAGACUGGAAGUGGGUAAAGGUCGUUGAUGAAAUAAGGAUACUAAAAACACUUUAUAAGUAAGACGUGAGCAGUGAAAUGUACUCAAGUACAAGGAGUAGCUUUUAUUUUCGUAGCAUAAAAAUAAAGAACCUGCGAGUCCUAUUAUUGUGGGGUCUCUAGUGAUAGAAUCACUUGUAUCACAGUAGAUUGUAUCACUCUAACCAGUCCAACCCAGUUCCACAUAUUACCAAAGAAGACAAAAUAAUGUUUCCUUUCUUUAUUUGUAUAACUACGGUUAUUCUUGACUUUCAUAAUUCAUUAAAUCACACAGCAUCUUUUUCUGAAAAAAACAAACAAACAAACCCUCUAAUACUAUCACUGAUCUGCAACCCAAUUAAUUAUACUUGCAACUACAGAACAAUAAAUACAAAACAAACAUUACAAACACAUGUUAAAAACAUAUAAAAUAUUAUUGCACAACAUUUCUAUGGUCCUGAGUAUUUACUGGACACAUUUAUGUCAUAAUUUAAAAAUAAUAGUAAUCCAAUCAACCCUACUGUAUUAUUUAAAAAUAAUAAUAAUAAAUUGUUUCCUUAGCUCACAAAGGUUUAAUUUAUUCUCUUUGUAGUUGUUUAAAUUAUUAUUUUAAAAGUGUAUUUAAGCAAAGAUAUCAAAAUGAUUAAUUUGCAAAAAACAUCACUAUUUCUUUUCAGAAUAUUUUGAAAGUUGCUUAAAUUAAUAUAGACCGAGACUUAUCUGAAACUGAAUGAGUAUUCAGUAUGAGGGUGACUACUACUAUCUUCUCACAGUCCAAAGACAUGCAGCAAUCAGUGGGGUUAGGUUAAUUGGUGAUCUUUAAAGUAAUAGUGUGUAAAAUCUCACCACUAGAUGUCUGUAGAUUGCAGUCAAAUGAAUUCUGUUUUCUUACCCCUCCCAAUCCAAGUGCAUAAUUGUAACUAUGGUGGCUGCUAUAAUAUGACAAACUUGUUUUAGUCAACCAGUGGAGAUCAGAAACUUAAAACUUAGACUGUACCAUAAUAUUAGCUUAUAGUCGACUGUUGUUGUUUAGCUGGCUUAUUGUCAUCUGUCUGGACACAACAGGAUUGCAUGUCAAAUCUGCUGACAAGAAGAAAUUGUGACAAUAUCAGAAAUAAAUAAGCACAUUUAUCCAUGUUUUCAUGUGUUUUCAGUUCAGGAGAUGGGGCUUGAGGAUGCUUAUUCUGUUGUCUCUUUUCUUUGUGUUGUUGCUUCUUUGGUGAAGGGGACCCCUUCUCAGAUGAUAAAACAUAGAUACUUCAUAUCUUGAAUCUGAAUUUACCUCCAUGUUUUCUUCUCCUCCAUCUUUGGUGUAUAACCUGACCUGGACAAAUCUACUUUUUUCACGUUUUUUUUUUUAAUUUGUUUUUUGUAAUUUUAAUACAGAACGGAAUUUUUUUUAAUGUGUCAGUUCUUAUUUAACCAUUCCUAAACUCCUCCAGAAAUAGUAAAAUAAAAAGCAAACAUAGAUGUAGAACUAUGGUUUUGAGAUUAAAAGUGUUCUUGCUGGUUUUCCUACCUCCUAUAAAGUAAUAUUGUCUUGUCUUUUGUCAGUAUAAAUAACAUAGGUGAGAGAAUUUUUUAUAAAGUCAACCCAAAGCAUACCUAUAUGUUUGUCUGACAUGUUCAGAAAGAAAAAAAAAAAAGAAAUAUUUGGCAUAAAUAUGAUGUACAUGUUAAAACCAUACUUUACUGUCUUUUGUUCC